Molecule: messenger RNA, 1078 nt
Organism: Brassica oleracea var. oleracea
Lineage: Eukaryota; Viridiplantae; Streptophyta; Magnoliopsida; Brassicales; Brassicaceae
Source: RefSeq, a predicted model, not a curated record
ACGAGUAUGAGUUUGUUGAGAUUUUGUUUGAUUACGCUGACAAAGCUGGUGUAUCUGUUGCAUUCUUGCAUAAAGCAAAAGGGUAUGCAAGUGUCUUCUUUCGAAUGGGAACUUCUCCUGCAGACAUAUUUCGCAUUUUACCUCACAGAUUGUAUCGAUUCUCCCACAGUGUUCCUUCCUUCACUGACGGGAAUUGAAGGUGUGCCUAAAGAUGCUUAUGAGCUGGACCAGGAUGCGUUACCAGAAACAAUCGAAGAGAUUAUGAUGCCCUCAAUCUCUGAGACUCAGCCUAAAGCCAUCUACUUUGCUAGUGAGGGGAAAGUUUUUCAGACUGGUCAGUUUUGGUCAUUUUACAGUGGUGAUGAUGAGUUGCCUCGGUACUACUGUAAGAUUCAGAAGGUCUCUUUUACUCUGGUUCUCAACCGGGAGCCAAGUUUUAAACUACAUAUAAGUAGGCUAAAAAAGGCUAUUCCUUUCCCUGAGGAUGUUAUCGACUGGAAAGAGGGGAAAAUGCCUCGUGGUUGUGGAACUUACUACCCAAGAACAGUUCUUGAAACAAUCACUCCAAGUGAGCUUUCACAACAGGUAAUGCCUCAAGCCUCUAUGGAUGGAAAAGAAUAUAUAAUUCUCCCCAAGAUUGGUGAAGUAUGGAUCACAUAUAGAUCCUGGAGUGCUGACAUUGAGGUUGGUGAUGAUUUGGAUGGUUUGGGUUAUGACAUUGUAGAAGUUCUUGAUGAUACAUUGGACUAUAAGGUUGUAUUGUUGGAGCGCCAGUCCGGUAAUAAAGAAGAUGAUGAGUUUGAAUAUAAAUGGUUUAGGGCAGUUACAAAGUCUGAGUAUAACGAGCAGCGUGGGUUGGUACCAAUGUUUACGAUCCCAAAGUCGGAAAGGCUCAGAUUCUCGCAUAAAGUCCAUGCUUCUCGUAUAACAAGAGAGAUACAUGGAGAGUUAAAAGGCCUCUUAAAAGUUGACUCUAGGCCAUUACCUUUCUUCCUUUCUGGCGAUUGAACAGAUGAUGAGGGAAACGAAAGGGAAGCUAAUGAUUCUUUUUUGGUUAGCUUUUGGUGCAUGUGGUGAA